AUUAUUAAGGGUUUACUUUUGCAGUUUUUAAGCUUCUAAUACUAACUACUGAAUAGUGAAUAAUGUUCAGGUAGACCAAAUCGAAUACUAAGCAAUUUUUUUGGAAUUUCAAACUUUAAUAUAUUGGAAUCGUGUGUAAAAAAGUCCAGUAUCAUGCACUCAUUGUUGCGCAAAUCCUUCAGUUUGACAAACAAGUACCCACUUUUUACUCGACACUCAUCAUCUUCCUCGCAUAUCACUCAGGAAAGGAAAUCGAUUGCUCAAGCUACAAUUGAAAAAGGCCAUGGAGAAUGGCAACCUGGCUUUCGUCCUGUAUAUUUGGAUGUUCAGGCCACCGCACCAAUGGAUCCAAGAGUGCUGGAUUCAAUGCUUCCAUAUUUUGUAAGUUACUAUGGAAAUCCACAUAGUCGUACACAUGCAUAUGGAUGGCAGGCGGAAGAUGCUGUAGAAGAUGCUCGAAAACAAGUUGCAAGUUUGAUAAAUGCUGAUCCACGUGAAAUUAUAUUUACAAGUGGAGCAACUGAAUGCAAUAAUAUUGCUGUAAAGGGAGUUGGGCGAUUUUAUAAGAGUAAAAAACGUCACAUCAUAACAACCCAAAUUGAACAUAAAUGUGUGUUAGAUUCAUGUCGAUCUAUGGAAAGUGAAGGCAUUGAAGUUACUUAUUUACCUGUGCAGGAAAAUGGGAUUAUUGAUUUAAAUGUCUUGGAGAGUUCGUUUCGUCCCGAUACAUCUCUAGUCUCGGUUAUUAUGGUAAAUAAUGAAAUUGGUGUACGGCAACCAGUUGAAGAGAUAGGAAAUAUGUGUCGAGAAAGAAAAGUGUUUUUCCACACAGAUGCUGCACAGGCCGUCGGUAAAAUUCCCAUUGAUGUGAAUGAAAUGAAAAUAGAUUUAAUGUCAAUAAGUGGACAUAAAAUUUAUGGGCCGAAAGGUGUUGGCGGAUUGUUUUUACGGCGUAGACCUCGUGUCCGAGUGGAACCUCUUCAAAGUGGUGGUGGCCAAGAGAGAGGAGUUAGAAGUGGUACUGUGCCAACACCUCUAAUCAUAGGUUUCGGUACAGCAUGUGCAUUAUGUCAAGAAGAAAUGGAAUAUGACCAUGAAAGAAUAAGUUAUUUGUCACAUAGAUUAGAAUCAAGAAUACGAGAAAAAUUAUCACAUGUGAUACGGAAUGGGGAUGUUAACCAAACUUAUCCAGGAUGCUUAAAUCUCUCUUUCGCUUAUGUAGAAGGUGAGAGUUUAUUGAUGGCUUUAAAGGAUGUUGCGUUAUCAUCAGGAAGUGCUUGUACAUCUGCAUCUCUUGAACCUUCCUACGUUUUACGUGCAAUUGGUGCAGAUGAUGAUCUUGCACAUUCUUCAAUCAGGUUUGGCAUUGGAAGAUUUACUACAGAAGCUGAAAUAGAUUAUGCUGCGGAUAACAUUAUUGAUCAAGUUACUCGACUAAGGGAAUUAAGCCCAUUGUGGGAGAUGGCUCAAGAAGGAAUUGAUUUGAAAACAAUUGAAUGGACGCAACAUUAAAUCAUCUGGUUUGCUGUACAAUAUCUGAUCAUUGUUGUAUAUUCAUCUCUCACAGCAGUGCCAACUUGCAAUUGUAUCUUAGUGCCUGCUGCCCACGAGCAGAAUGGUCAUGGGUGCAUGGUGGCAUACUAGAUUAGUACAAAAAUGCAUUUCCCAACUUUAUAAAAUCGUUCAAAGUUGUUUGGAAUCUCCCACCAAUCCAAGCAGAGAGAAGUUAUGGUUCGUUAUCUGAUGGGAAAUAAGAUCAAGUUUCUGCCAGUGUCUGAGUUGACGGACUUUGUCUGGAGGCAGGGUUCAAUUCUUUUUGUUCUGCAAACAUUUUUAAAACAAUUUAGACCAUGCAAUUUCUAUCUGUCAUUCGAAACAAAAUUCUUAUCAUUUGCAUAUGUAUGCAAUGAUUGUUUCACAAGAUUGACGAAGAAGAACUUGAAUAUCUGCCAUCCUUAAAUGCGGUUUGUAAAUGUGUUUGCUGAUCACUUAACAAAAUAUAUGUUUGUAACAGAAAA
Molecule: messenger RNA, 2018 nt
Organism: Styela clava
Lineage: Eukaryota; Metazoa; Chordata; Ascidiacea; Stolidobranchia; Styelidae
Product: cysteine desulfurase-like
Biological process (GO): [2Fe-2S] cluster assembly
Cellular component (GO): mitochondrion; cytosol; nucleus
Molecular function (GO): pyridoxal phosphate binding; cysteine desulfurase activity
Source: RefSeq, a predicted model, not a curated record